GAGAUAUCAUCAAUCAAGCACGAAGGCCUCACGCUCAUGUCGACCUUAAGAACCAUUUUCCUUGUGUGCUUACUGGCUUUCCUGCUAAAACUCUUUUUUUUCUCGCCCAUAUCCAUAUUUUCUGAGCGAGUCCAGUUUCCUUCUCCACCAUCAUCGCCCCUGCUCCUCUCCACCAACGAUUACUUACAGCGAGUGACCAAAGUUGGAGAAGGAUCUCUAGAGAACCCUGAAGAUGUUUGCAUAGACAAAGAAGGCAUUAUUUACACAGCUACAAGGGAUGGUUGGAUUAAGAGAGUGCAUCGAAAUGGUUCUGUGGAAGAUUGGAAGAUGAUCGGCGGCCAAACUUUAAUUGGAGUUGCAAUGUCAGCUGAUGGUAGUGUUCUUGUAUGUGAUAUUGACAAGGGCUUGUUAAAGGUUGACCACGACAGUGUAAAGGUGCUUACUUCCCACAUUAACGAUUCAAAAAUAAGUGUUGUUAAUGAUGUAAUCGAAGCAUCAGAUGGUAGUGUGUACUUCAGUGAUGCAAGUACUAAAUUUGGAGUCCAUAAUUGGUAUCUCAACGUGCUGGAGGGAAUUCCUCAUGGGCGGCUUCUCAAGUAUGACCCACACACCAAGGAAACAACAUUAGUGCUGGAUGGUCUUGGAUUUGCAAAUGGUGUAGCACUUUCACAGGAUCAAGAUUUUCUGGUGGUUUGCGAAUCAUGGAAAUUCCGGUGUCUGAAGCAUUGGCUGAAGGGAGAGCUCAGUGGGAAGACAGAGAUCUUCAUUGAGAGCCUUCCUGAUGCCCCUGAUAACAUCAAUCUUGCACCAGAUGGGUCUUUCUGGAUCGCCCUUAUUGAGUUAAGGACUAAUACAUGGUUAGACUUUGUUCACACAUCAAAGUUAGCCAAGCACCUGGUUGCAAAUUUUCCAAAGCUGGUUGAUCUACUAAAUGGAGCAAAGAGAAAAGCAAUGGCUGUGAAUGUUGGAACCAAUGGAGAGAUCAUUAGGAAGUUUGAUGAUCCAGAUGGAAAGGUUAUGUCCUUUGUUACUUCUGUUCUUGAGUUUGAAGGUCACCUCUACUUGGGAAGCAUGAACUCCAAUUUCAUUGGAAAAUUACAAUUGAAGCAAUUCAACCAUUAGAAUAGAGAAGGAAGAGUUAUACUAUUUAUAGUAUCAGUUCUCCUAGGGCUUGAUAGGGUAGUUCUGGCAAGGUUGGUUUAACAGAUGAUGUAAGCAGAGUCAGAGAACAAAUAAGAUGGACUCUUCAAUAAAAUCUAUUCUCACAUGGUGUGCAUC
This is a messenger RNA of Telopea speciosissima, 1278 nucleotides long. RefSeq names its product protein STRICTOSIDINE SYNTHASE-LIKE 4-like. The transcript has 6 exons. Gene Ontology annotation, molecular function: strictosidine synthase activity. The coding region runs from base 37 to 1122 and encodes 361 amino acids. Lineage: Eukaryota; Viridiplantae; Streptophyta; Magnoliopsida; Proteales; Proteaceae. The record is from RefSeq and is a predicted model, not a curated record. Gene Ontology annotation, biological process: biosynthetic process.